Molecule: messenger RNA, 513 nt
Organism: Paraphaeosphaeria sporulosa
Lineage: Eukaryota; Fungi; Ascomycota; Dothideomycetes; Pleosporales; Didymosphaeriaceae
Exons: 2
Coding region: 22-513 (163 amino acids)
Biological process (GO): copper ion transmembrane transport; intracellular copper ion homeostasis
Cellular component (GO): plasma membrane
Molecular function (GO): copper ion transmembrane transporter activity
Source: RefSeq, a predicted model, not a curated record
GCGAUCCUGUCGGAAGCAAACAUGGAUGCCACCAAUCGAACUUCACUGAACACUGCUGGAGCAUCUUUCGGGUUGUUCACGGACUGGCCACUACGAAACGCGAUCAACUAUGGUAUCACCAUUCUGCUUCUCUUUACUCUCGGGUUCUUUGGGCGGUUUCUUGGUACAGUGAAGUGGCAGCUUGAGCGCUCAUGGCGAUUGGCACAAAGGAACACGAACAAGGAUGAUAAUGACUAUGUCGAUUUUCGCGAAGAUCACGGGGAGUCUGAACCGCUCAGUCCGGAUGAAUCAAUUGCAGGUUCAGAAAAGCGCAGGCAUCGGAGACAAUUUUGGGUAGCUGGUGAAGGUCGGAACAUGAAGCAAGAUGGGAUCCGUGCACUUUUGGAGUUUGCGAGAGCGGCCAUUGCCUACAUACUCAUGCUUGCAGUCAUGACCUACGAUGUCGGCUUCUUCUUUUCGAUUGGUGGGAGUGUUUUAGCAGGCGAAUUCCUUCUCGGAAGAUAUUCUCGUUGA